CACAGAUAAAGUUAUUUGAAGUUUCACAACCUGAAAUCGCCAAGAAGAAGUUCUAGUAAAUUCUACUUAAUUCUAGUGGGGUCGACGGACACUAAACCAUUAAACACUCACUAGUCAGGUACGCAUCGUCUAGCCCCAUGCGACACGACACGCUCAAUGUAUCAAAAGGAUUCCCUCCUCCUCUGUUGCAGAAGAAUGUGAAACAGCAGAAACAAUGAAGAGGAGGAAGAGUAGCGGCUAUGAUGGAAAUCAAACAUUUACUCCGUCUCGUCCUCCUAUUUCUUGUCUCUAUUCCCGCUUUGAACGGUGGAGCGUCGAAACGGUAGAUCCAUGUACGUAUUCUUACAUGUAUUUUAGUCGGAGGAGAGAUUAUCAUGGUGGUUUGUUUUGAUUUCGAUUUUGUGUGUGGAUUGUUAGGGUCAAAGCUACAUUAUUCAUCUGUUAGAGAGAUAGCUAGAUGGAGGAAUAAAUAUAUACACACAACCAUACCCCCACCUAUUCCACCCGCCCAAUACUAAUCUUGCAAUAAUCCUCCCAAAGAAACAAACAAGAAUAAUCAACAAAAAUGGCACAAAAACCCCCGCGUAUUAUCGAAUACGAACGACAAGCCGAACAACGCGCAAAAGAACAAGAUGAAAUGGCACUAGCUCAAGACCGCAUGUUGGAAGCACAAUCACGUAUUCAAGAUGAGGCAAAUCGAAUUGCGCAGGAACAGUAUGAGAUGGAGCAGUAUUAUGAGACGGAGGCGUUGAAACAUGCUGAGGAGAUGAGGUUGCAUCUUGAAGAGGUGAGGAGACAUGAGGGUAUGUUUUUCGUUGUUUUGUUGGGUUUUGGAGGGAGGAAGGGAAAGGUGGAUUUUGGAGGUGGGAUUGAGGAGUUGGGUGUAGGAGAUGUUUGGGAAACUGAAGAAUAGGAGAAUCUAACGAAUGAAUAGAAUUUAUGAGGAAACAUGAGAGGAGACUUAAAGAUCAUGAAGCGAGUAUGGAAAGGUUAUUGCUAUGCCUGCAGAAACCAACGAGGGCGAGACAAAUUUCUUUAUGGCGUCGCAGAAUUUUGGUGGAGGUGGGAGUGGGAGUGGGAAUGGAAAUGCGAAUGGGAACGGGAAUGGAGGGAAUGGUAAUGGAAGUCCAAAUGGAAAUGGAAAUGGACUUCUUAUGACGCCGCCGAGAUUACAGCCUGCAUUUCCGGGUUGAGGAGUAAGAGGGAUAAGGAGAAGGAGAUCGAUUAAUUUGAUGAAUGGAUAGGAUGAAAACGUAUGGAAAUACUUUGUUUGUGGAGAAUAGUAUUGAUCUGGAGGGAGGUGAUGGGUGAUGGUAUCUUCAUGAGAAGCUUGGAGAAAAGGACGACGAAGGAAAUUCGAGAAUAUCGAUUAAGAGGAUACCACGAUGAGAGAACUCACGCCUUGGACACAGAAUACCACAAUUUCUCUGUCCAAUAAAUCCUCGAGAAUAAAGCGGUCCACAAUUGCAAACGGGAAUAGGAGUUCCUUUCCCAAUUCUCAACGAUCAAGGAAGGAUGCGACGGAGAGUGCAGCAAUACUAUCGAUCUAUCAUCUACGGAAUAGACAGGAAUCGCAAGCAUGAGAUAGCAGAGGGAACAGGGUUUAUUAGCUUGGUAGAAUUUUGGAGCGGGAAAUACCUAGUAAUGCUCGAAUGAAUGAUUUAUGGAUUGAUGGAUAUGAAGGAUUGAAGGACUGAAGGAAGGUGUUUGGGAUGGGAAUUCUUGGGGGAGUUAUUAGCUGGUAUGCACGUGUGUGUAUUUUGUGUUUUUGCUAUUGAGGUAACCUUAGCUAUAAAAAAUCUUA
Molecule: messenger RNA, 1804 nt
Organism: Sclerotinia trifoliorum
Lineage: Eukaryota; Fungi; Ascomycota; Leotiomycetes; Helotiales; Sclerotiniaceae
Source: the annotation of a GenBank genome assembly